UAUACAAAUACAAUAUGGCCGAAAGAAGAGGAAGUUUGCGAAUCUUAACGAAUGACAUUUUAUUAAAAGUUUAAAAAAAUUUUUUAAAUUUGAAUGUUCGGUCGAUACCGUGUGUUUACUAUCUUUGAUGAACGAUGGAUUGCGGGAUAUAUUAAAAAUUAGUUCGUUGUUCUACAGUCACAUUGAACGAUUAUGUUACUGAAUGAUUGUUGGUGAGAGAUGUUAUGUUUAUUUCUUUAAUACGAGAAGGCGUUUGUAAGGUGCUGUCAUGGACACUGAUGUUGAACUGUCUAAAGAAGGAUGUGAAUCUGGUCCAGGUUGUUCCGGUUAUUCUAGCAUGGUGCACAGUAAGAAAGUUAUCAAACAUGCAUUGCGGCAACAAGCCAAGAGACGUAGGAAAAAUACCACCAUAGCAGCAGGAAAUUCUCGUACUUUGCCAAGAAUCGUUGUUAAGCCACUGCCACCACCUCCACCAAACGAACCACCACCUCCGGUCAACAAUGUACAACACAUCAAUACAGUAGUUGAAGAACCUGCUGCAACAAUGAGGGAAGUUCUGGCUAGUUUGCCAGGAUUUAGUUUAAAAUCAGGACGAAGACGUUCAACAAAGAGAUUAUCUGCAACUGCACAAUUAGAAGCUGGUUUAGUAGAUCUUGAAUCACCAGCAAGCAUUUUAGCUAGUACAAGUUUACGUGCUCUUUUAAACAGGCAUACGUUCCAAGGCCUUCCUCCUUUAUAUCAGAGAAAACUCGCACAGCUUUUACCUGCCGUUGACAGACAGGAUGCAGCAACUUCUGGAUUAAAUAAUGAGUUUUUUGCUCGAGCUUGUUUAGAAUGGCGUAAACGAUUAGCAGAAGGAGAAUUUACUCCAGAAAAUCAACAGCGAUUAAAGAUGGAAGCAGAGCGUGACAAAAAUAAAUUAGAUCCUUGGAAAGUAAAACAUUUUGAACCCAUUUGGGGUGAAAAACGUGAACCUAAACUAAGAUCGGGUCUUCAUUGUAUUAAUGAAUCACGAUCUAGUGGUGCGGUUACACGUUCGAGCCUAAGGUUACGUUUAGAAAACAAUAUUGAUACAAUUACAUCAGAAAAUACUCAUUGUCCUAUUGUAUUGUCAGAAGAUAAAAUUGAGGAAGACAGUUGUAAAAUUGACAUUAAUACGAAUAACACAGAAGAUAUAAAUGAUGCACAGGAAGAGCAAGCAAAUCUUUUAUCAACUGAAUAUAAUGAAUCUAUACACACUGACUCUGUAGAAAUAGCAGUAAGCACACAAUUAUGUCAGGAAAGGAUAGAUGAUGCUAUUCAUGUUAAUGAUGUUACAGAAGAAACACCAAAAAAUAAUGAGAUAGAAAAUCAAAUUUGUCAAGAAAAGAAUGUAGAUACAUAUAUGGAAGAAGAGAUACAGGAAAAUCAUAAGGAAGUGGAAGAUGUCAAAGAUCACCUUCUUGAAGUUGCAGAAGAAAAUACAGGAACUUUAUUAGAGGAUAAUUCAUCAUUAAAAUCUAAUGAACAAUCAGAACAUGUAUCUUUAGAAGAGCCAAACUCACAAUUGCCCAAGGAAUGUACACCUGAAACUUCGGUGGAUCAAAUAUCUCAAAUAUCAAAAGAACAAAUUACCCAAAUUUCUGAUGAUCAAAUUUAUCAAAUAACAGAUUGUGAAACUAGUACUGCACUUGGAAAUUCACCGACACAUUCUCAAGUUAGAACAAGUGAUAUUGUGAUGGAUGAAUCAAAUUUGAUGGUUAAUAAUACACAAUCAGAAUCAGGACCAGUCUCACAUGAAAAUUCAGCAGAUGGUGAGUCACAAAUUCCUGAGGGAAUGGAAAUUGAUAGUGAAACUUUGCAACGUAUACACGAGCUAGAGGUACGCGGGGAAAUGCGAGAAGCUUAUGAAGAAAUUUCAGGAUGCCCAGAAGAAAUUAUGUAUCCUAUUUUAGAGAGUAUGGAAAUGGAAUCAAAUAAUACUGAAGAAACAGAGGCUCAGGUGACUGCACAAGUAGAAGAUGUUAGAGGGCCGCAAGACGUAACUGGCGGAAAUGAAGAUGAAGCUUUGAGAGAAGCGAAUAAUUAUGUUUGUUCAGAAAUGUUAGAGUGUAGUUGGACAGUAGAUCCUGCUGUUAAUACCAUCAAUAAUAACAAUAGGACACAAGAAGAACUUCAAGUUCCCUGGCCUUUAGUAGCUGCUGCUUUAGACGGUUCGGUUGCUGCUAAUAUUACAGUGACUACACAAGAUGAAUGUGGUGAAACACCUGCUACAACUGAAUCAACAAAUGCUGCACAACAAUUCAUAAACUCAGACGCUACCGUUGAAUCUGUUAACUGUAUUCAACUUCCCGUCGUUCAAGGAACUCCUUUCCAAUCUGAAAGCUUAGCAAUUGGCAAUCCAGGAACAAGUUGCAUAAUGAAGAAUCUUCAAUCACAGAAUCCACCAAUUAUUGCCUUUCCACAAUUGCAAUCUAUUAGAUUUGUACAAACCAGUUUUCAUUCAGAGCAAAAUACAACACCAGUAUUGAACAAUGCUACUGCAAUUUCGACUCAGUUACAAAAUCAGCCGAACUCAACUCCGCAGGUUAACAUUAUGAGAGCACAGGAUGAAAUUGUACAGUUGAACACACAGAAUAAUAUUCUGCAUAAUAAUAUUCGUGAUAAUGUGACACAAAAUCAAAUUCAAAAUACAGUACCAGUUGGAAUUGGAGUGCAAACACAGAAUAGAGCACAAAAUACUAUUAUGGUUCAACAUCAAGCAACAACACCUACACAGUCGCGUCAAAUCGUCGCCACUUUACAUCAACAGCAGCAACAACCACAACAGUAUCACAAUACAGCUGUGUCAGUUUCUUCAAGAACAUCUCGUUCUAAUAAUCAAGGAAAUCAAAGAGGUUCUAGGAAUAGUAACAAAGAACAGGGGGGAGGAAGAUCCAGAGGUACAACUAAGGAACCACCAGGAGCUGUUAAUUUAGAACGCAGCUAUCAAAUUUGUCAAGCGGUAAUACAAAGUUCACCAAAUAGAGAUCAACUUAAAGCCCAUCUUAAACCACCACCUAGUUUGUUAGCAAGAGGUGAUGGAGCGUUUACAACUAGUAAGUCUGGCGGGCGAACAAUCACAACACUUAAAACUCAAAAAUCACAACAAUCAAUGCAACAUAAUAAGCAAGGACAAAAUAAGCCUCAAGCUGUCAUGCUUAGGCAUGUGUUUGCUACAGCACGUCAAGCAACAUCUACAGAGGUUACAGAAAGCAAUACAGUAGCGCAGUUAGGAUCUACAGCUACCAGUGCACUUGGACAAUACAUUCUUGUGCAAAGGACAGGUGUCGGAGAUGGUGCACCAAGAGCGUCAUCUGCACCACCAUUACCUCCUCAAAUUGCAGGAAUGGGUGUUGGAGUACAUUUGGUUAGAGGUAGACCAGCGAGUGCAGGAGAGGGUUCACAUCAAGCAGUUACGCUAAAGGCACGAGGUACCGAUGGCAGAGGAGCAGGCGGAGCUGAACCUGGAGCGCCUGGUAUGAUUAUGGGUGGAGAUCCGCCACCCCCUUGCGAUUGCAAUAUGCGGGGUGCUAUGGUAAUCUGUCGACAAUGCGGUGCCUUUUGUCACGACGAUUGCAUUGGACCACAGCGUAUCUGCGCUACUUGUCUUAUACGUUAAUUGUCAUCUAUUAAUUGUUUAUAUAUAAAGGUAAUUAACACUAGGAAGAAAGUGUUGAAUAUCAAACAAAAAUGUCGAACAGUAUUUGCAGCCAUGUAUGUGAACGUUAUAUUAUGAUUUAUUCAAUUGUGACAUAGUCACCUCCUCCUUGGACAAUUUUUCAAAGUAUUAUAUGUGGUUCUAGAAAAUAGACAAAAAGAAACUAAUGCUACAAAAGAAACUGAUAGUUUAUCAUCAGCACUUUAAUAUUAAUACUAUUCUACGUGACAAGGGUAUCAAGGAUAUAGUUUAAAAGAAAUUAAAUUUGUUUAGUUAUCAUAUUAAUCUCUGACAUUCAUAUUGAAUUGAGCAUUCAUUUUAUUUUUGUUAUUUAACAACUUUAUGUACGUAUAUAUAAUAUGUUAGAAUAUUGAUCCAGUAUAUUUUACAUUAUGAAAUAAUUUACUAUUUUAUGAUAAUUUGUAUAUUAUGUUUUGUACAGACAAAUUUUUUUAUACUCUCUUAUAUACACGCUCUUUUACCCUUUCUCUAUCUCUUUUUGUUUUAAAUCUUUUAACGCGUGGAAGGAUAAUGUAUCUAUUAUAUUGUGCUUUAUGAUAUAAAACGUCUUAUAUUUUUAUCGCUGGAAUUUUGUUUUCUGUGAUGACAUAAUUCGAUUUUAUUAAAUUUCACGUUUAUCUUAUUGGUACGAUAUUAUUAUUUAACUGUAUAAAAUCUCAUUACAUAUCAUAUUAUAUUUAAACAUUAUCACAAUAUAAUUAUCUCUCAUAACAAUAUUUAGUAUCUUAAUCCAAUAAUACCAUAAACGUGAUUAUUCCAGAAGUUGUUAGUAUUUAUAAAUAUGAAUUUCAACUGUAUCCUUGCAACUCAGAUUUGCAGUAAGAAGUAAAUCUCUUACAGUCCGACUCUAAUACCGUCUUCCACUCAAUAUUACAUUCUGUAAUAUGCAUCGCGCGCUAUUUAUUUAUUAAUGCAAAUUUAAAUUCAUUCUCAUUGUGUAGGAAAUAUCCCUGUACAUGGUGGUCAUAAGACUAUAUAAUGAUCUCUUAUAAUGACUUUCUUAAGUCCCCCAAGGAGACUGUUAAAGUAUGACACUUUAGAACAGAGUUUAAAAUGUCAUUUGCAUAAUAUUAAUUAUGGUAUUAUUUAAAUACGUGCAAGAUAGGCCAUGGUGUACAGGAAUGCUAUUUACUAUAUAAUAUAUUAGAGCUACAAUCAAUUAAACAGUGAAGAAUCAAUUUAGCUGUUACAUCUUAUUUUGUUAUAGAUAAUCUCUAAAACAUCUCUCUAAGUCCAUUAUUCAUUUUUCAUUAGUACCGUGUAACUUAAGAAGAAAUCAAUUUCGUCAAUUGACAUUACAUUUUGUAUAUAGUCAACAUUAUAAUUACUCAUUUUUAUAUAUUUGUUCAUUGCUCAUUUGUAACUUUAUUAUAUCAUUGAUACGACUUCAAUCGUGCACGAUUGUCAUUGCGAAAUAUAGGGACUCUUGGCUUCGCGCGUAAUAUUUUUUUUUUUUUCAUGUUAUAUUUUAUUCAUCAAUAUUAGUAAUUAUAUAAUUAAAUUUCAGUAGAAUAAUCGAUGUAUUUGUCGCUCAAAUGUAAAUAAAAUCAUAUUCGUUUAUCGUGUGUGAAUUAGUUUAAUACGCAGAUUGUACAUGGCUUAAUCGUAUGUACAAUUCUUCUCGAAAUGAAUUUGCACAUAGAGCGUUUUACAGAAGAGUUAAGAUAUGCAAGGUAAAGUAGCCCUAUAACAAUAAUUAUUCACUCCAAUUAUUCUAAUGACAGUCAUGAUUUUUAUCAAUUUCUGGUGAAAUAUUCGAAUUGUGAAAGUAUAUCAGAAAGUAUACUUGACAAAUAUACUUGACAUUCUUCUGCAAAUGCCUGCUAAAAAUUAAAGUCUGUAAUAGCUACUAUAUAAGUAAAUUAAAAAAAAAAAAAACAAUAUAUAUAUAUAUAUACACGUACACACAUAUAUAUGUGUGUGUUGAAGUACAUUGUUGCAAUAUUGUAUAAGGGAAAAAAAAAAAACUACAAAUAUACAUGUAUCUAUCCAACUGUGUUGACCAAGACUAAAGUACUUAAAAUAUAAAGGAAUUUAAGAUUGUGGUCAGUAAAUAUCUUCAAUUUAAAGCAGCAGAACUGAUUAUCAUAAUCAUAAUAGAUGCAUAGAGACUGAAAUACAAAAUUAGGGCUACUCAAAUUCUUUGUCUGUUUUUAAAAUACAAAAUUUUCAUAUAAUAGUAGAAGUUGACAGAGACUAUCUUUACUUCUUUAAAUAAAAAUCUCUAUUAUUUCGUAUCACAUACAUAUACAUAUAUGGAUAUGUCUAGCAAAAUAUAAAUUAUAAUUAUUUUAAUUUUUUCUAAUAUAAAAUGAAUUGUUUAUUCAUUCAGCACAUGUAUCUUUUAUUAUUAGUUUCUUCCAUGUACGUGACUUGGGUUUUACUUAAUAAGUGUGGUAGACUCAUACAUAUGUGUAGUGGUCUACUGCAGAUUUAUUUGUGCGAAAAUUGCACAUUAAACAAUUUACAGAAAAUUAUAUAUUGAUUAACCCCCUCUCCAUAAAAAUAAAUAAAUCCAUUUUUUAAUAAACAGUAUUCAUUAUA
Messenger RNA from Vespula pensylvanica (western yellowjacket), 6244 nucleotides. It is a transcript of the gene Asx, whose product is annotated as polycomb protein Asx-like. Gene Ontology annotation, biological process: positive regulation of transcription by RNA polymerase II; animal organ morphogenesis. The coding region runs from base 269 to 3640 and encodes 1123 amino acids. NCBI's taxonomy places the organism in Eukaryota, Metazoa, Arthropoda, Insecta, Hymenoptera, Vespidae. Gene Ontology annotation, molecular function: DNA binding; chromatin binding. Gene Ontology annotation, cellular component: PR-DUB complex. The transcript is spliced from 8 exons. The record is from RefSeq and is a predicted model, not a curated record.